This is a messenger RNA of Phalaenopsis equestris, 2093 nucleotides long. RefSeq lists its product as uncharacterized. The record is from RefSeq and is a predicted model, not a curated record. Gene Ontology annotation, molecular function: DNA-3-methyladenine glycosylase activity. Lineage: Eukaryota; Viridiplantae; Streptophyta; Magnoliopsida; Asparagales; Orchidaceae. The transcript is spliced from 6 exons. Bases 491 to 1654 code for a protein of 387 amino acids. Gene Ontology annotation, biological process: base-excision repair.
GCCACUGGGUACAGGCCGCAGGUCAUCAUUUUCCACCGGCAUCUCCCGGUCACAGUGAACUUUUUCUUCAGUGAAGCUUACAGUACAUUCCAUGCCCCCAUUUCCAGCAACAAUUUCGGUUCCCUCUCCCACAUUUUCUCCUCGUUUCUCUCUCCGCUCCUUCCAACCAUUUCGCUCGAUUCCAGCUCACUAGCACUCUAUAUAGAGAGCGUCAAGCCCCAGUUUUCGAUCCGAUAGUCUUCUUCUCUUCUAGCAUUUAGCUCUUUCUGUCUUGCAGGGAAGAGAUCAACUGAUCAUGGUGUUUACUUGUGUUUGUUUUCCUAAUGCCUCACGGUUCACCGAACAUUCCGCGAUGAAGAUCUUGGGAAUUGUGUUGCUUCUGGGUUUCGGUACUUCUGUACUGAAUCUAUAGCCUUUCUGUCGAAAUUGUUUGUCACGAACCCUAAAGUUGACAUCUUUGGGGACUUUAUUGUGUUAAUCUGUGCUUUCUAUGGAGGAGUUGAUCAGGAGGAGGAAUGGAGGUGUUUCUUUUACCUCCAUGUCUGGGGCUCCAAAGCUCCGUUCUAUGAAUGUGACGGAAUCAGACUCCCGGCCGAUUCUAGGGCCAGCUGGAAAUAAAACGAGGUUAACGACAAUGUACCGGAAGCAGGCUUCGAACCUGCCGAGGGGGACGGAGAAAACUCAGUCGGAGUUAAAGGAGGAGAAGAAAGACUUAGCAAUGGAAAGGGAGACUCAGCCAUCAUCGCUGCCAACGAGUCCUGUCGCGGUUCUGAGGAGGCAGAAACUGCUGUUGCAAGCUAAUUUAUCGAUGGAUGCUUCUUGCUCUUCGGACGCAUCUACUGAUUCCUUCUGCAGUCGUGCGUCGACGGGAUUAUUUGGCCGGAGGAGUUUUACCUCUAAGGGAAGACAGGGUGUUCCGAAACCUGAGAAGAUUGUGGGUGAUGGUGCUGUGAUAGAAGCUACGGAGAUCAUGCAGAUGAAGAAGAGGUGUGCUUGGGUAACACCUAACACUGAUUCAUCUUAUGUGAUCUUUCAUGAUGAAGAGUGGGGUGUUCCUGUCCAUGAUGAUAAGAAACUAUUUGAAUUGCUUGUACUGUCAGGUGCUUUAGCCGAACUUACUUGGCCAGAAAUCCUUAACAGAAGGCAAAUAUUCAGGGAAGUCUUCAUGAACUUUGAUCCUGUGCUGAUUUCAAAAAUGAAUAAGAAGAAGCUAAUCUCCCCAGGAAGCAUCGCGAGCUCCCUUCUUUCAGAGGCAAAACUUCGAGCUGUUGUCGAAAACGGACAACUAAUCGUCAAGAUUAUAGAGGAGUUUGGAUCAUUCAAUGAGUACUGUUGGAGCUUUGUGAGCCACAGACCAAUAGUGAGCCGAUUCCGUUACCCUCGUCAGAUCCCCGUGAAGACCCCCAAGGCAGAUUCAAUCAGCAAGGACCUUGUGAGGAGGGGUUUUCGUGGAGUGGGGCCCACAGUCAUAUAUUCGUUCAUGCAGACGGCAGGGUUGACCAAUGAUCACGUCGUCGGCUGCUUCAGGUUCGACGAAUGCGGCGAAGCUGCCAACCUAAAACCUCGAGGUUGCAGUGAGAGCUCGAGUUGCGGAGAAGAACGGAAAGAAGAUAUUGUUUUAGACAUCAUAGCAAUGAAUUUAGAGAGCAAAUAGGUAGAAUGCGAGAGCUGUUGUUGUUUCUGGAAUACUAACCCUUUCUCGACAUUAAAAAAAAUGUGGUCCUGUUAUGCAUGAAGUGAUGGUGAAUCCUCUGAAAUGUUAAAUUUUUUUUUUAGAUUUUAAACCAGGCCAACACAAUUUUGUUAUUAAGUGUAAACUGGAGAGAUUGAAGUGGUUUUCUGCUAAGUUGAGAGCAUUCUGGUUUGACAGCAAAUCAAAAGUAUUAUUCAUUUUAAGAAAUUGUUUCCUGCACUUGCUGAAGUGAGAAGAAUCUGCUGAAUUUUGCACUGUAAAUUCUGUAAAUGUCAGCCGAACACUUGAAUUAAUGUCUUAGUUUGUUUUGUUGUUUUAUUUUUAAAUUAUGGGAAAGUUUUACUUUAACCAAAAAAGAGAGGCUUUUCUUGUGUUAUGAAAUGGAUACAUAGUGCAAUAU